Molecule: messenger RNA, 1558 nt
Organism: Umbelopsis ramanniana AG
Lineage: Eukaryota; Fungi; Mucoromycota; Umbelopsidomycetes; Umbelopsidales; Umbelopsidaceae
Exons: 8
Coding region: 102-1385 (427 amino acids)
Biological process (GO): peptidyl-lysine monomethylation
Cellular component (GO): nucleus
Molecular function (GO): protein binding; protein-lysine N-methyltransferase activity
Source: RefSeq, a predicted model, not a curated record
GGAGCAAGAAACAGUCCGCUCGUUGACUGAGAGAAGCUGCUGUCAAAUUCAAUCGCAAAAAAAAAAAAAAUCAAGCCAUACAUAGAUCGAAACGUUCUUUCAUGUCAGAAUUCGACAACGCUUCCAACCACUUCAUACAAUGGCUGAAGGCCAAUGACGCUACCAUUUCUGAUUCGCUUGCCAUUAAAGACUAUCGCUCAGAAAAGGCUGGGAGAGGCGUAGUGGCAAUAAAGGACAUAAAGAAAGAUGAACUUUUGUUCUCUAUACCUCGAAAAGUCUUACUCUCGGAAGAAACCAGUCAAUUGGCGACCAAGCCGGGCAUGAAGGAUAUCCUUAAUUCGCAGCAAGGCUGGGCUCCGUUGAUUCUUUGCCUAAUGUACGAACUCAAGUCGGAGAACUCAUUUUGGAAGCCCUAUCUGGACAUUCUCCCCAAUAUAUUUGACACCCCAAUGUUUUGGGAAGAGAAAGAUAUUGACGAAUUGGCGGGUACUGGUGUCCCAGAUAAAAUUGGACGGGACGAUGCGGAAAAUCUGUUUAAGAGCACCAUACAACCCAUUAUCAAGAGCCACCCCGACGUUUUUGACGAAAAUGUCCAUAACCUUAAUCUGUUCCAUAUCUGUGGGUCUUUGAUUAUGGCUUACAGCUUUCAUGACGAACUUACACCCAAGCCUUCCAGCAAAGGCGAUGAGGAGGAAGAGGACGAUGAGGAAGAGGAAGAAGGCAUUAUUGCCAUGGUACCAAUGGCGGACAUGCUCAAUCACCGCACAGGUUUCAAUAAUGCACGUCUUUUUCAUGAACCGGAGGCUUUGCAAAUGAGAGCCAUCAAGGAUAUCCAGGUCUCAGAGCAGAUUUACAACACAUAUGGCGAUCUGUGCAACGCAGACCUGUUACGGAAAUACGGCUUUGUGGAUGAGCCCAACGACUUUGACAUUGUCGAGAUAAGCGGCGAUUUGGUAUGCGAUGUGAGCUGCCCAGCCGACGUGACGGAUGAGGAGAAAGAUGCUAAGGUCACAUUUUUGUUAGAAGAGGAUGUGUUGGAUGACUACUUUGUGAUUGAGAAGAAUGGAGAUAUUCCUCCUGAACUAAUUGCCUGCGUGCAGGUGUUUAUGAUGUCAAGUCAGGAAUUUUCCAUAGCUUUGGAAAAGCGGAAAGUGCCAAAACCCAAAUUGACGCCAAGCGUGAUGGACAAAGUGAAGCUCAUUCUAUCCAAACGACUUGAGCAAUACAAGACCACUUUAGAGGACGACGAAAGAAUGCUAUCCAAUGCAGAUGACCUGUCGACCAAAAAGUACAGUAGUAUCCUAGUUCGAGCUGGAGAAAAGCGCAUAUUACAGCAAACUCUGAAUGAGGCUGAUGGCCCAAAGAGGAAAAAGCAGCGAAAAUAAAGUGACGUCGAUGAGCUUGUUUCGUGGGCGAUCCCCCUUUUCCCAUUAUGAGCGAGAGGGUCCAGACUUUUGUCCAUUCGAGAUUCCAGACCGUCCGCAUUGCUGAGCAUCGGCCUGCCCUAUUCCGCGAGCUUUCCGUUUCCCCUUUACUUUAUAAUCAUCCAUCCACUUAU